Messenger RNA from Ricinus communis (castor bean), 3680 nucleotides. RefSeq names its product NAC domain-containing protein 86. The coding region runs from base 1440 to 3437 and encodes 665 amino acids. Gene Ontology annotation, biological process: regulation of DNA-templated transcription. The transcript is spliced from 7 exons. Lineage: Eukaryota; Viridiplantae; Streptophyta; Magnoliopsida; Malpighiales; Euphorbiaceae. The record is from RefSeq and is a predicted model, not a curated record. Gene Ontology annotation, molecular function: DNA binding.
UUUUUAUUCAAAAACAACUAGAAAAAAAUAAAAAUCAACAAAAAACAUAAUUUUUUUUUAAAAAAAGAAGUUAAAAUACUGUAUUACAAGUAUAUGUCAAUGUCAUACAAGGGUCUAUUUUGAUGCAUAUAUUUAGGGCAUAAGACUCUUGUCAAUAUUAAAAAUGGCUCAAAUUAGAAUUAUUAUAUUUAUAUUAUUCCUACAUAUUGAAACUAGACACUCCACACAACAACCUGAAUUACCAGCCCUAUGCAAAAUCAGUGAAUUAACUUAUUAGGACCACCUGCAUCCUUUCUUAAUUCAGGAGUAGUCAAUUGACACAUCAGACUUAUUAGGGCAUCCACCAAAAGGUGUUCUUCAUCCCCAACUAGGCCGGCCUAGGUUGGUUGGUUGGUUGGUAUCCUCAUAUCUGUUUUUAAUGUAAGAAGUUGGAGAAGUCGACUUUGAGUCUAGAAUUAUCACAUCUUAUCGCGAGUAAUUUAUGAAAGAGAGAAUUAUCUCGUGCUGUGUCGAGUCACCGGUUGAAUUCCGAAUAGAAAAAAAAAAAAAAAAAAAGUACAAUUGAUCUUUUUGUGAAAGUAUUGAUUCCAACCUUAUAAUUGGUAUAUGGAAUAAUCAUAAACUGAUCUGGAUGAAAAUUGGUAACAUGAGUGUUUUCAUUUAAUUAGUAUAUUUCUACACAGUAAGCAGAAGACAGAGAGAGUAAAUUUAACAGAGAAAUGAAAGUAGCAUGUGGAAAGAGACAAACUUUCAGUUUCAGUUAUAAGACAGAGCUUGGCGCCGAAAUUCUUUCCUGAGAACAGUUUUCUCGUUAAUGUAGAUAUACUUGAUUGGUCUCAUAAUAUAACGUGAAAAAGUUGGUAAUGCAUCGAAUCAUGUAAGGGCAUGUGGAUGGGAUUAUUUCAAGAUUCCUAGAGAAAGGACAAGAAUGAAGCAUGGCAUAAUUUGCAAUUCCGUAUAUAGACAGAUAGAGAUCAGUGAGUUCGAAAAUCUUCAAUGGAACGGUAACAAGAAUACUUUGAUGACACAGGAAAAGAAAAAAGGAAAAAAAGAAAAAAGAAAAACAAAUAAAAAGUGCAAAGGGUAGUUAGGGCUAGGGGGGUGGUGGUGGUGGUGGCUGCCUCUUUACUUUGCUUUUUCUCUCUCUCUCUUUCUCUCUCUGUAACUUUUUGUCUUCUUAUCAAAACCCCAGUCUCCCUCCUCCUUUCAUUUGCCUCUCCUGUCAAUCCUUCCUUGGCUCUCCCUCUCUCUGCUUUGGACCUUCUUCUGCUCAAGUUAUUUGGUUUCUGAAGACUGGGUCUCGUAGUUUCUUAUUUUUGCUGGGAUACGAGAAGGAAGUUUUUCUUUCUUUUUCUUGGUUUUCUCAUUCUGUUCAUUUAUUUCUUUUAUCAAGAAUCAAAUCAAGAAGAAGGUCCAUAGAGAGACAGAAAUUAAGUUGAAUGGCUCCUGUUUCAUUGCCUCCUGGUUUCCGUUUCCACCCUACUGAUGAGGAACUCGUUGCUUACUAUCUCAAAAGAAAGAUUAAUGGACAUAAGAUUGAAUUAGAGAUCAUCCCUGAAGUUGAUCUUUACAAGUGUGAGCCAUGGGAUUUACCAGGGAAGUCACUAUUACCAAGCAAAGAUCUAGAGUGGUACUUUUUUAGUCCUAGAGAUCGUAAGUACCCUAAUGGAUCGAGGACUAAUCGUGCUACUAAAGCUGGGUAUUGGAAGGCCACAGGGAAAGAUAGAAAGGUUAACUCUCAAAUGCGUGCUGUAGGUAUGAAGAAAACCCUAGUUUACUACAGAGGUAGAGCUCCUCAUGGUGCUAGAACAGAUUGGGUUAUGCAUGAAUAUCGCCUUGACGAAAGAGAAUGUGAAAUUCCUACUGGCUUACAGGAUGCAUAUGCACUUUGCCGUGUAUUCAAGAAGAGUGCAAAUAUUCCCAAGAUUGGAGAGCAUUAUGCAUCAACAUCAAAUCAAAUGGCAAGUGAACAUUCUUCUAGCAUUGAGCUAUAUUCUGAAGGUAGAUGUGAAGAUUUUGAGAGCUCAAAUUAUCAAAUGCCAAUAGACACAUCUUCACCCUCCAUUCCCAAUGGAUCUCCUCUUCAUCACCAUCUUGAUCAAACAAGAGAUCAUGGGAAAUGGAAGCCAUUUAUACCAGAAGAUCCUUUUAGCUUCUCUUCUUCUCCAUCCUUUUCAAAUUAUGGGUCCAUUCCUUACCCACCAUCCAAGGUUGAUAUAGCAUUAGAGUGUGCAAGAUUGCAGCAUAGGUUUUCAGUUCCUCCAUUGCAGGUGGAGGACUUCCCUCAAGUUGGACUUACUGACAUGAAACUGAUGCGCUCCAUUUCCAUGCACGAAAACUCAAAUCGGACAGAUAUUCUGCAGGAAAUUCUUUCGGUAGCUCAUGCAUCUCAGGAACUGAUAAAUCAAUCUAAUAUUCAGGAUACGUGGGGUGGAAAUUAUUCUUCUGAUAAUAAUGAUUUCACUUUCAUAGCUGGGAAAGAUGUUCAUGGUAAUUUCUACAGCGACAUGAAUUCAAUAAGAUGUAUUGACAAAUCAUGGGCAGAUCCUAAUGUAAGAUAUACAGAGAUUGGAAAUCUGGAUGAAGGAUUCAAGACAGAGAGGAUGGUAGAAAACUUGAGAUGGAUAGGAAUGUCAAAUGAAGAACUUGAGAAAAGUUUCAUGGAGGAACACAAGGUUGUCCCAGUAGAAAAUAUUUCAAGUUUCCAAAGUAGGGAAGAGCAUGAAAUUCAAGGUUCAUUUACAGGAAACAAUGUGCAUAACGAAGAAGACUGCAUGGGAUUCAAUGACACAGAUGAUUAUUCACUAGAAUUCAUCAACGAUGAUGCUAACGCUAACUUCAUAGGUGAAGGAAAUGUGGAUGAUUUAGCAAGUUCACCAAGUUUUGAAGUUGUUGAAGAGAUCAAAGUUAACCAUGGAAUGUUUGUUUCGACUCGCCAAGCAGCAGAGACUUUCUUUCACCAGUUAGUUCCCUCUCAGACUGUCAAGAUCCAUCUAAACCCAGAAACGGCAGAGAACUUCUCAGUAGAGAAAGUAGACAUGCAAGCACAAGUGAAAAGAUUCAAGACAGUUUCCAAGGACAGCAAGUUUAACAUGGGAAUCAGCAAACUGAUACAACCUUGGAAGAAAAUUGCAAGAACUAUUAUCUGUAUGAUUGUGAUUCUCUUGCUGCACUGUUUGUAUAUGGGGAAUGAGAAGCUGACGGUGCAUGGUUUGAUGGAAAAUGGAAGUGGAGAAGAGAUGAGGGUUUGCCCUAAGAACAAGAAAAAUAUACAACAGAGAAACAAAUGGAUCGAUGACAAGAAAGAAAACGAUUUGCUGGUUAUUAUAAGAGGUGGGAAUAGAUUUAGUGUUAUCCUAAGGAAGUUAGGGCUUUUUCUAACCGUUUCUUUGGCUCUGUGUACCAUGUGGUUUAACCAUAUCAUUCUUACCUCCUGAAUUUUUUAUUUUUUUCUUUUUCUCUUUUUCAGUUUUUAAUUUUAAUUUUUUUCCUUUUUUUCCUUUUUUUUUUUUUUUUUUUAUAUCUAACGAUAUACAGUUGUUAAUUUGGAAGGUAGACAUAGGCCUUCUCCAAUGCUGAAGGCAGAUCCCUUCUUAUAUAUUUUUAUGAAUACAUACUGAUACAUGUAAUUGAAUAAUUGUAACUGAAUUAGAUUAAUGGAAUUUAUUUUCAUUGUUUUC